AAAUUAUUUUACUAAUUAAAAAAGAAAAAGAAAAAUGAAAGGAGUUGUGAAUAGUUGCAAGACGAGAUCCACCUGAAUUGGGCAGGCAAAUGCACUCAGAUCCCUUUCCGUAUAAUCCAAUGGCCUUCUCUUUGAUCCAUUUUUUCUGAUUAAAUCCGAUUCCAAAUCCAAAAACAGUCACAAUUUGAAGAUGUAUAUGGCAUAUGGGUGGCCGCAGGUUAUCCCACUCGAACAGGGUCUCGCUCCUUCAUCACAGCGGAUCAUAUACCUCAAGCUCAUCAAUCGAUUGCUGCUCGUUGUGUCUCCUUCCCACAUCGAGCUAUGGAGCUCUUCUCAGCAUAAAGUUAGAUUGGGGAAGUACAAGAGGGAUUCAAAUUCACUGAUGAAGGAAGGAGAGAAUUUGCAAGCUGUAUGGAGUCCUGAUACCAAAUUAAUUGCCGUUCUUACAUCUUCUUUCGUUCUUCAACUUUUCAAGGUCCAGUUUACAGAUAAGAAAAUACAAGUUGGAGGGAAGCAACCCUCUGGAUUGUUUCUUGCUAAUAUAUCUCUACUUAUCAGUGAGCAGGUGCCAUUUGCACAAAAAGACUUGACUGUGAGCAACAUUGUCUGUGAUACCAAACAUAUGCUUCUUGGACUUUCUAAUGGGUCCUUGUAUAGCAUCUCUUGGAAGGGGGAGUUUUACGGGGCUUUUGAACUUGAUUCCUUUCCACGUGAUGUCAAUGGGGUUGAUCUAUCAUCACUUUCUUUGGAUAAUGGUAUUACUGGAGGGCAUUCAGAAUCAUUGAUUACCAAGCAUAAUGUUCCCAGAAACUCUACCAUUGUCCAGCUGGAGCUAUGCUUGCCAAUGAGAUUACUAUUUGUCUUAUUCUCCAAUGGGCAACUAUUGUCAUGUUCAGUAAGCAAGAAAGGUUUAAAGCAAGUAGAAGAUAUAAAAGCUGAAAGAAAGCUUGGUUCUGGUGAUGCUUUAUGUGCUUCAGUUGCUUCGGAGCAACAGAUCCUUGCUGUUGGUACCAAGAGAGGGCUUGUUGAGUUAUAUGAUUUGGGAGAAUCUACAUCACUUAUCCGUACUGUGUCUUUGUAUGACUGGGGAUAUUCUAUGGAUGACACUGGGCCUGUUAGCUGCAUUGCAUGGACCCCAGAUAACUCUGCUUUUGCAGUGGGUUGGAAGUUGAGAGGACUUACAGUUUGGUCUGUUUCUGGUUGUCGUUUGAUGUCAACAGUCCGUCAAGUUGGUUUAAGUUCGGUAUCCUCUCCAGUGGUUAAGCCUAACCGGGAGUGUAAAUAUGAACCUUUAAUGAGUGGCACAUCAAUGAUGCAGUGGGAUGAACAUGGAUAUAGGCUUUAUACCCUCGAGGAACAGUCUACGGAGAGAAUUGUUGCAUUUUCUUUCGGUAAAUGUUGCCUCAAUAGAGGAGUUUCUGGCUCAACAUAUGUUCGUCAAGUGAUUUAUGGUGAUGAUCGAUUGCUUGUUGUCCAGUCUGAAGAUACUGAUGAACUUAAAAUGCUACAUCUUAACCUUCCAGUAUCAUACAUUUCCCAAAAUUGGCCAGUUCAACAUGUGGCAGCUAGCCAAGAUGGAAUGUAUUUAGCUGUUGCUGGUUUGCAUGGGUUAAUCAUAUAUGAUAUUCGUUUAAGGAAGUGGCGAGUAUUUGGCGAUGUUACGCAGGAACAGAGGAUUCAGUGUCAAGGUUUGUUAUGGAUGGGGAAGAUUGUUGUUGUCUGCAACUACAUUGACUCCUCUAACACGUAUGAAUUGCUUUUUUACCCUAGAUAUCAUCUUGAUCAGAGCUCCUUGCUUUGUCGAAAAUCAUUGCUUGCCAAACCAAUGGUAAUGGAUGUCUAUCAAGAUUAUAUACUGGUCACUUAUCACCCAUUUGAUGUCCAUAUAUUCCAUGUAAAAUUAGUUGGUGAAUUGACACCAUCUACCACUCCAGAUUUACAGCUUUCUACAGUACGAGAACUUUCGAUAAUGACUGCAAAGAGCCAUCCAGCGUCAAUGCGCUUCAUCCCUGAUCAGCUUCCAAGAGAGUGUAUUUCAAAUAAUCACGCUGGCUCUAAUUCUGAUUGCCUGGCAAGAGAGCCUGCUAGGUGUUUGAUAAUGAGAGUAAAUGGGGAGCUUUCUCUUUUAGAUUUGGAUGAUGGACGUGAAAGGGAACUAACUGAUUCUGUUGAAUUAUUUUGGGUUACUUGUGGUCAAUCAGAAGAGAAAACAAAUUUAAUUGAGGAAGUAUCUUGGUUUGAUUAUGGACAUAGAGGGAUGCAGGUUUGGUAUCCUUCUUUGGGUGCCGAUCCUUUUAAGCAGGAGGAUUUCUUACAGUUGGAUCCGGAGCUGGAAUUCGAUCGUGAGGUAUAUCCUUUAGGGCUUCUUCCAAAUGCUGGUGUUGUUGUUGGUGUUUCCCAGAGAAUGUCAUUUUCAGCAUGUACAGAAUUUCCAUGUUUUGAGCCAACUCCUCAAGCUCAGACCAUAUUGCAUUGCCUUUUAAGGCAUCUUCUUCAGAGGGACAAACGUGAAGAAGCCCUGAGGUUGGCUCAAUUAUCAGCAGAAAAGCCUCAUUUUUCUCACUGUUUGGAGUGGCUUCUCUUUACGGUGUUUGAUGCUGAAAUAUCCAGGCAAAGUGUGAACAAGAAUCAGAAAGCUGUUCCUAAUUCCAAAACUUUCUCUCUUCUAGAUAAGACUUGUGAAUUAAUCAGAAAUUUUCCGGAGUAUCUUGAUGUAGUAGUGAGUGUUGCCCGAAAAACCGAUGGCAGACAUUGGGCAGAUUUGUUCUCAGCUGCCGGAAGAUCAACUGAGUUAUUUGAGGAAUGUUUCCAACGUAGAUGGUACCGGACUGGAGCAUGCUACAUACUCGUUAUUGCUAAACUUGAAGGUCCUGCAGUCAGCCAGUACUGUGCCUUACGCUUAUUGCAGGCAACACUCGAUGAAUCUCUAUAUGAACUUGCAGGAGAGCUGGUAAGGUUCUUGCUGAGAUCAGGAAGGGAGUUGGAACCUGCGUCAACAGACUCCGACAAUCUAUCUCCAAGGUUCUUGGGUUAUUUCUUAUUCCGUUCUAGUUACAGGAAGCAGUCCUUGGAUAAAAGCACUUCAUUCAAAGAACAGAGUGCUCAUGUCACUUCUGUUAAGAACAUCUUAGAAAACCAUGCUAGCUAUUUGAUGUCUGGAAAAGAACUUUCUAAACUAGUUGCUUUUGUGAAGGGCACUCAGUUUGAUUUAGUGGAAUAUCUUCAACGGGAGAGACAUGGUUCUGCUAGGUUGGAGAAUUUUGCUGCAGGGCUUGAAUUAAUUGGCCAAAAGCUCCAAAUGGGAACAUUGCAAAGUCGGUUGGAUGCAGAAUUUCUUUUGGCACAUAUGUGUUCUGUCAAGUUCAAGGAGUGGAUAGUCGUGCUUGCUACUCUUUUAAGGCGGUCUGAGGUCCUAUUUGAUCUUUUCCGGCAUGAUAUGCGAUUAUGGAAAGCAUACAGCAUCACCUUGCAGUCACAUGUAACAUUCGUUGAGUAUCAUGAUCUGCUCGAGAACUUGGCGGAGAAACUGUCAUCAAUUGUGAAUGAGGAGGAAUACGAGAACUCUUUUUCUGAGUAAUAAUAAAUGACAACAGCCUACCGAGGGCAGCUGCGUCAAGUGAGAAAGUACAGAAAAAAUGGGGCUACUUCAAGUUUAUACAUCCUUUUAUAGAAGUAGAUUAUUUACUAUUUUCCUUGGGGCUUUACAUUGUUCUUGUUGAUAUGAGUUAGGGGGAAAUAUGUACUGGUCCAAUGCUUUACAUUGGAUAUGAUUUUUCAUUUCUUCAUAGUAUGUAAUGUAUAAAUUUUUGGGGAGGAAGAAAGGGAAAGAAGAGAGAGGUUGGGAAGUAACAGGUAAGUUUGGUUUGAAAAUUACGAGUUCAGUUAUUUUAUUUUUAUGUUUUGUGUCUAAUAAAAUAUCACCUUCCUUUCA
Molecule: messenger RNA, 3931 nt
Organism: Cannabis sativa
Lineage: Eukaryota; Viridiplantae; Streptophyta; Magnoliopsida; Rosales; Cannabaceae
Exons: 24
Coding region: 191-3577 (1128 amino acids)
Biological process (GO): retrograde transport, endosome to Golgi; intracellular protein transport
Cellular component (GO): Ric1-Rgp1 guanyl-nucleotide exchange factor complex; cytosol; Golgi membrane
Molecular function (GO): protein binding
Source: RefSeq, a predicted model, not a curated record